Molecule: messenger RNA, 2853 nt
Organism: Solanum tuberosum (potato)
Lineage: Eukaryota; Viridiplantae; Streptophyta; Magnoliopsida; Solanales; Solanaceae
Product: pentatricopeptide repeat-containing protein At4g02750-like
Exons: 2
Coding region: 86-2314 (742 amino acids)
Biological process (GO): RNA modification
Molecular function (GO): protein binding; RNA binding
Source: RefSeq, a predicted model, not a curated record
ACUUGGCUCUCUUUUUUAGGUCAGGAAGUGCUGGGCAAAUUCGUUAUAAGGCGCAGUACAAUUCCGAAGAUAAUAAUAUAUUUGAAUGGCAAGUUUAAGUAGAGGAAGAACAAUCAUCCAGCAAAAUCUGAAGAUAACACAGUUAGGGAAAAGGGGACAAAUAGAUGAAGCCAUCAGAGUGUUCAACAGAAUCACACACCCUAAUACUGUCACCUACAAUUCUAUGAUUUCUGCAUAUGCCAAGAAUGGUAGAAUCAUCCAUGCACGCAAGCUGUUCGACAAAAUGUUGUUUAAAAAUUUAAUCUCUUGGAAUACAAUGAUUAAUGGGUAUUUGCUUAAUGGUCAAGUUGAGAAAGCAUGUGAACUGUUCGAUAAAAUGCCUCAGAGAGACCAUUUUACUUAUGCAUUGAUGAUAACUUGUUACGCGCGCAGUGGGGAGCUUGAAAAGGCUAGAGAUGUGUUUGAGUUGCUUCCUGAUAAAAGUAAUAUAGCUUGCUGGAAUGCAAUGAUUACAGGGUAUGCAAAAGCUGGAAGGUUAGAUGAUGCUAGGAAAAUGUUUGAUGGUAUGCCGGCUAAGAAUUUAGUUUCAUGGAAUUCGAUGCUUUUGGGAUAUACCCAGAAUGGGGAAAUGCAAUUUGGAUUGAAAUUUUUUGAGGAUAUUGAAGAGAAGGACGUCAUUUCUUGGAAUUUAUUAUUGGGUGGGUUUAUUGAGGUUGGGGAUUUGGAUUCUGCUAAAGAGGUUUUUGCUAAGAUUCCUAGUCCAAAUGUUGUUUCAUGGGUGACAAUGCUGAGUGGAUUUGCACGAUAUGGGAUGAUAUUGGAGGCUGAAAUGAUUUUUGACCAAAUACCGGAGAAAAAUGAGGUUACUUGGAAUGCCAUGUUAGCUGCAUAUGUCCAGAAUGGAAAAAUUGACAUGGCUGCUUCAUUAUUUAAUAGAAUGUCUCAGAGAAGUGCCGUGGCUUAUACAACAAUGAUUGAUGGUUAUUGUCGUGCUGGAAAGCUAAAAGAAGCAAGGGAUUUGUUGGAUCAAAUGCCAUACAGAAAUGUUGGUGCACGAACAGCAAUGAUUUCAGGGUACAUCCAAAACAACAUGAUGGAUAAAGCUCGUUGGGUAUUUGAUCGAACUGCUACUCGUGAUGUUGUUUGUUGGAAUACAAUGAUUGUAGGCUAUGCUCAAUGUGGACGGAUUGAUGAAGCUUUUGGUCUGUUUGAAAAGAUGGAACCAAAGAGCAUAGUUGUUUGGAAUACAAUGAUAGCAGGUUAUGCUCAAGUGGGACAAAUGGAAAAAGCACUUGAGAUCUUUGAGAAUAUGGGGGAAAGAAAUGUAAUUUCUUGGAAUUCUCUAAUUUCAGGUUAUACCCAAAAUGGUUUUUAUGUAGAUGCACUUAAAUAUUUCAUCACGAUGACACGUGAUGGCAAGAAACCAGAUCAUUCUACGUUUGCUUCAACAUUAAGUUCCUGUUCCAAUCUUGCAGCUGAGCAUAUCGGCAAGCAACUUCAUCAAGCGGCUAUAAAAACCGGUUAUGUGAAAAAUUUAUCAGUUUGUAAUGCUUUAAUCAUUAUGUAUGCGAAGUGUGGAAAGAUCUUUGAUGCAGAAAAAAUGUUUGAAGAUGUUGACAAUGCUGAUGUUAUAUCCUGGAAUUCCUUGCUUGCUGGCUAUGCUUUAAAUGGAUAUGGGCAGGAGGCUGUCAAACUUUUUCAAGAAAUGGAAGAUAAAGAAGUCGUUCCUGAUGAACUCACAUUUGUUAGUGUUUUAUCUGCAUGUAAGCAUGCUGGCUUGAGUGAUGCUGGUGCAAAUUUGUUUGAGCACAUGACCAGAAAGUAUUCUAUUACUCCUUCAUGUGAACGUUAUGCUUGCAUGGUUGACUUACUUGGGCGAGCAGGGAGGUUAGAAGAAGCUUUCCUUCUAAUAAAGGAUAUGAAAAAAAAUGUCACUGUAGAAAUGUGGGGUGCCCUAUUUGGGGCUUGUCGCAUGCAUAACAAUAUAAAGAUUGCUGGCUGUGCUAUUGAGAAGCUUCUUGAACUUGAACCUCAUACAUCGACAAAUCUGGUUGUCUUAUCAAACAUGUAUGCUGAGCUAGGAAGAUGGGGUGAUGUGGAGAGAGUUCGGGAAACAAUAAAAAAGAGUGGAGCAGGCAGACUACCAGGAUGCAGCUGGGUUGAGGAUAGGAAUCAGUUGCUUGUUUUUCUUUGUGGUGAUACUUCAGUGCAGUCAGUGGAGAACUUUAACAUGCUGUUCACUUUAACUGCUCAGAUGAUGGAUAUGGGCCAUAUGCCUGCGAUGACAUCAUUUUGUCUUGACUCAGAUAAUUGAGCCAUAAGCAUGUAUGUUAAAGCGCCAAACAUGCAUUCACAAAAUCACUUCUGGUUUAGGGCUGCAAGGUGGCUUUGCAGGACUGUAUGGCAGAUGAGAAAAUCACUCCAAUGUCUGGAAAAUCCUUUGCAUCUGCAACAGAACGCAUAUAGAGCUGGAAUGGAAUUCUGCAAGAUGUAACCAGAAGAGUGAAUUAAAAACUUGCUUAUGAGGUAACUGCUGUUGUCUGGAUAUUAGUGUAGAUCUUUGCAGUGAUUAUGUGUUAAAGCAGCUCAUGACCGUGAAUGGUACAUUGGUAUUGCCAGGAUUAUGUCAACAUAAUGGACUUUGUUCUGUUGAAGGACUUUCUGAUUUGACUGGAAGAUUGUGAACUUAUUAGCCUUUCUGCUCAAGAACUUAUUGAUUGUGAUAAUUCAAUACAAUAAUGACCGUGAUCAAGGUGGCCUUAUGAACCCUGCUUUUGAAUGGGUGAUCAACGCUGGCACCAUUGAUUCAGCUUCUGUAUCUAAACACUGCUUCUCAAGGCAGUUGCAAUUACA